CAGGCGCUUGCGAUGCACUGAAAGGUAGUUCGGUGUUCACUGCUUCUAGCCAAGAGUUUAAUGUAUAAAUUCUACUUUCGGGGGCUUAUCUGGCACUUUCUGCUGACAAGAAGAGCAACCACGGCGGAUCUGUGUCCGCGGGGCACCAACAAUCACUGUGUCUUUCCAAACGGCGAUGUAGUGAGCAAGGAGGCAAAAAGCAAACUGAGGCGACGCGGUUAGACAGAGUUUAAUGCGGCGUGGUUGACGACAAGCACUGAUGUAGCAGUGUCGCAGCAGUCGGCGUGGCUCUCCCUCUACCUCCGGUCCACUGUGCCUCACUGCACGACCUCGGACAACGGGUCAACACAGAGCCACGAGGGAAAACGCAGCACAAACCUCAUCACGGACAGCUUACUCCAGACUCCUGACUUAGUAGCACGGUACUAAAACCUUUCCUGUAAAGGAAGGGGAAAGGGAAGAGAAACUCCCUGCCCGGCAUCCUCAUUCAUCUUGAGCAGGAGACGUUUGCCUCAGAAAUUUCUCUGCACAGGAGAGAACACCUCCACUUGGGUCGGUGGAGGUGUUGAGGUGCUAUCUCCCCAUUCAUCCCCUUUCAUUUUUUGUUAUCUUUAAUAUAUUUUUUUUUCCUGGUUGGGUUGAGUCCGGUUCUGCCGGCCGUGUGACUUUCAAAACUGGGGCGCGAUUCAUGGGAUGCAACCAUGUCGGAUCUCGGUGAGCGCAGGCCGGUCAACACGGACUACGCUGUCUCCCUGCUGGAGCAGCUCAAGUUCUUUUAUGAACAGAAAUUACUGACUGAUGUUGUGUUGCUGGUGGAGGACACCGAGUUCCCGUGUCACAAGAUGGUCCUGGCCACAUGUAGCUCCUAUUUCAGGGCCAUGUUCAUGAGCGGCCUCAGUGAGAGCAAACAGACCCACGUCCACCUGAGGAACGUGGAUCCCGCCACCCUGCAGAUCAUCAUCACGUACGCCUACACAGGAAACCUGGCCAUCAACGACAGCACCGUGGAGCCACUUUACGAGACCGCCUGCUUCCUACAGGUGGAGGACGUUCUGCUGCAGUGCCGGGACUACCUGGUGAAGAAGAUAAACGCUGAGAACUGUGUGCGCAUGCUGAGCAUCGGCGACCUGUUCAGCUGUAGCGAGCUGAAGCAGAGCGCCAAGCGGAUGGUGGAGCACAAGUUCCCCAUGGUCUACCGACAGGAAGCCUUCCUCCAGUUGUCCCACGAGCUGCUGAUAGACGUCCUGAGCAGCGACAACCUCAAUGUGGAGAAGGAGGAGACGGUGCGUGAGGCGGCCAUGCUGUGGCUGGAGUACAACAUGGAGGCACGUUCACAGCACCUGUCCUCCGUGCUCAGCCAGAUCCGCAUCGACGCUCUGUCCGAGGUGACGCAGCGCGCCUGGUUCCAGGGCCUGCCGCCCAACGACAAAUCAGUGGUGGUGCAGGGCCUCUACAAGUCCAUGCCCAAAUUCUUCAAGCCUCGCUUAGGCAUGACCAAGGAGGAGAUGCUGAUCUUCAUGGAGGCCACGUCGGAAACGCAGGGCGAUGGUGGCCACGUCAUGUCCGGCUCCACACACACUGUUGUGUGCUACAGCCCCCAGGCAGAAAAAGUGUACAAGCUGAGCAACCCUCCAGGAGACCUGCAGAAGGUGGGCACCCUUGUCACCCCCGACAACGACGUAUUCAUUGCCGGCGGACAGAUCCCACUGAAGAACUCCAUCACCAAUCACGGCAAGAGCGGCAAGUUACAGGCAGUGUUCCGCUCAGUGGACAGCUUCUUCUGGUUCGAUGCCCAGCAGAACGCCUGGGUGCCCAAGACUCCCAUGCUGUGUGCCCGUAUUAAGCCCUCCUUGGUCUACUGCGAGGGCUACAUCUAUGCAAUCGGGGGUGAUAACGUUGGCGGGGAGCUGAACAAGCGGACGGUGGAGCGAUAUGACUGCGAGAAGGACGAGUGGAGCAUGAUGAGUCCACUGCCCUUUGCCUGGAACUGGAGCACCUCUGUGGUGGCGCACGACUGCAUCUACGUGAUGACGCAUGACCUGAUGUACUGCUACGUGCCCCGCGCUGACACCUGGGUGGAGAUGGCCAUGCGUAAGACCAGCCGCUGCUUUGCCUCCGCGGCUGCCUUCGGGGACCUCAUCUUCUACAUCGGCGGCCUCCACGUUGUCAGUAACUCGGGCAUCCGCCUGCCUACGAGCACCAUCGACGGCUCCUCUGUCACCGUGGAGAUCUAUGACGUCAACAAAAACGAGUGGCGCCUGGCCGCCAACAUCCCCGCCAAGCGUUACUCGGACCCGUGCGUGCGAGCGGUGGUGCUGCUCAACUCGCUGUGUAUUUUCAUGCGAGAAACCCACAUGAACGAGCGGGCCAAGUACGCCAUCUACCAGUAUGACGUGGAGCUGGACCGCUGGUACCUGCGGCAGCCCGUGUCCGAACGAGUGCUGUGGGAUCUGGGCAAGGACUUCCGCUGCGCCGUGGGCAAGCUGUACCCCUCCUGCCUGGAGGAGUCCCCCUGGAAACCCCCGACCUACCUCUUCUCCCCCGACGGGGCGGAGGAGUUCGAGGUGGACGGGGAGCUGGUGUCCCUCCCUCACGUAUAGCUCUUAACACCCCCCUCCCUUCCCCCACCUCGCCGAUUGAACUAUGGAUCUGCAGCGUAGAGGGACGGACACGACGGGGGGUCGAUCAGGACUCUGCGAACUAAAAGGGUUUUGGCGCGUCUGUGUUCGGGCGCGACACAAGGACUUUUGAGUUGCAUCUAAACUGCAGUUCCAGCUGUUGCUGAACGAGGCAGCUCAGACGAGCUCGGAGAGAAAGAGAUGCCCCUCAGAACAUACUAGUAAUCUGAAAAAAAUCUGUUUUUGGUUGUUUUUUUGUUUUGUUUUGUUUUUUGUUUGUUUUUUCUUAUUUUGUCAAUUGUGACACCUGUUAGAUAAGUCUGUCAUACUGUUUCUACAAUGUGAUAAUCUAAACGUCAACUGAUUUUGUGAUGAUGAUGAGGAUGAUGAUGAUGCACUUACUGGUUUAAAAAAAACCUCCUUGGAAUGACAAUGGCAACUGUACCAAAAUCCCCCAGCCCCCCUCUGAUCCUGGCUCCCCUCUCUCCCCUCCCUCUCCUCUUUUUCUCUCACCACUGUUAGGAACUAGAUACAUCUCUUUUCUUUUUUCUUUCUUUUUUUUUUUUUUUUUUUUUGGUUUAAGGGCCGUGUAGGACAAGAGGAACAGGGGCUGUGAGUUGGGAGGGCCGGUGGUGGUCGUGGUGGAGGGGGUGCGAACAGGGAGGCAGGACAGAGGCAGAGAGGUUUUAAAGAGGUGGCUGCAGGUCCGGUCACCUAGCCCGCUCCUGUCCCGUACCUCCCUGUCCCGGCACCUCCGCCCCGACUCCACCAGCGCCUCCGCAGCCCACCUGUUAGUCUCUUCGCACACAGGUCAUCCACACAGCUGGCAGUUUACAGCUCUAUCCAUCUUCACACCAUCAUGGUUCAACUUUUCUUUUCUGUUUUCGGUUUUGUUUUGCCGGCUCUACUUUGAUUUUUUUAUUUUUUUUUUAUGUCUACUUCUUUCCACGCGGGUCUCUGCUACAACAACAACAACAACAACUACUCAACUCCACUCAGUACAACCUUAGGUUCUGGGCUCAUGCAUUUUUUUUAUUUCCAAGCUGCUGAAAUAUAUAUAAAUAUAAAAAUAUAUAUUUUUCAUAUGUUUAAAAGACAACUGUUUUAGUGUGGGGAAAAUAACCAGGUCUAUUUUGUAUUAGUGUCUUUUUUUAUUUAAUAUCAGACAUUACUGUAGUGUGAUUGUGGGUAGAUAUCCAUUUUCCUAUUGGAUUUAAUUUUCUUUUGAGUGAAUAUUGAGGAAUCUUGCUGCUGAUUGGGUCUGAGAGGAGAGGGCUGGCCCAGGGCUGUUGCUAUGGAAAUCGUCCCAGCAACCACUAGCAGUAGUGGAGAGGGUGGGUCAGGGAGGGAUGGGGUCUUCCUCCUACCUUAAAAAAACAUGAGCACAGGUGCUUCAUGACAAACCUUACUAGCAUGUUUGGCUGCAUCAUAUUCCUUUGGCACUGUAUUUUGAAUGAACGUUAAUUUAUUAAAAAACAUACCAAAAACGUUCCUGAAAA
Molecule: messenger RNA, 4117 nt
Organism: Myripristis murdjan (pinecone soldierfish)
Lineage: Eukaryota; Metazoa; Chordata; Actinopteri; Holocentriformes; Holocentridae
Gene: kbtbd2
Product: kelch repeat and BTB (POZ) domain containing 2
Exons: 5
Coding region: 702-2600 (632 amino acids)
Molecular function (GO): protein binding
Source: RefSeq, a predicted model, not a curated record